AUGUCUGUGUUUCUCCACCACGUCAUAAGGUAGGCACGUAUUCCAUGUGUUGUGCUGUGAGGGAUGUUGAAAAUCUGUUCAAAGUAGGUCCAUAUUUGGUUGCUGUAACGGCAUUGUUUCAUGAUAUGAUUUGCUUCUUCUUGAUUAUCCCUGCAAAGAAAACAAAUAGAGGGCAAGCUCUGGCCAAAACGUGUUAGUGUAUUAGGGAGAGGAAGGAUGUUUUUAUAAAGUUUCCAUAAGAAGAGAGAUACUUUAGGAUAUUGAUAAGAAUUCCAGGUGUUGACAAGGAAUUUGUCAGGGGGUAUGCUCCAAAGCAUUGUAUGCUCUCUUUAUACUGAAGCCUGGGUGGCCCUCAUUCCAGCAAAUGGUGUUGUGUUGGUUUAGGUGGAAUAGAUUAUAGGCAGUAUCAUUGAUAUGGUGGAGCCUUUUCCAAAUAGGGGAGUCAGUGGGUUUGGGUGGGGAAUUGAAUCCCUUGGGAUAUCUUUUGUGGAUGAAAUUUGCCCAAAAGGAGUUCUUGUGAGUGUAACUCCACCACAUUUUCAACCCAUAGGAGUCUUGAAGGGUAUCCAGAUUAUAAAUGCCCAGCCCUCCUUCCUCUUUAGGGUUGCAGAUGUCCUUCCAUGUUGCCCAGUAGUAUUUAUGGUUGUCUCCUUUGGAACCCCAGAGGAAAUUGGCCAUUUUCCUGUUGAGGCAUGGGUAGCCAUUGAUAAGGAUAGAGUGAUAGGUGUAUUUAAGGUUGUUAAGAAUCAGGGUAUUAAAUCUGUCACUGAAUCCAAACUUUUCAAGAACCAUGACCAAAAAUUCCCAAGAGACUCUGUCAAAGGCUUUGGAGAUGUCCAGCUUAAUGGCAAUAUUUCCUCCUCUUGAUUUGUAGUUAAUUCCAUGGAUCAAUUCUUGAGCAAUCAAGAUCUGAUCAUGAAUCUGUCUGCCUUUGAUGAACCCCCCUUGUUCAGAAGAAAUAAG
Cuscuta campestris is the source of this 963-nucleotide messenger RNA. NCBI's taxonomy places the organism in Eukaryota, Viridiplantae, Streptophyta, Magnoliopsida, Solanales, Convolvulaceae. The record is from the annotation of a GenBank genome assembly.